This is a messenger RNA of Carcharodon carcharias (great white shark), 420 nucleotides long. RefSeq names its product profilin-3-like. Bases 1 to 420 code for a protein of 139 amino acids. Gene Ontology annotation, cellular component: cytoplasm. Gene Ontology annotation, biological process: actin cytoskeleton organization; positive regulation of actin filament bundle assembly; regulation of actin filament polymerization. Gene Ontology annotation, molecular function: actin binding. The record is from RefSeq and is a predicted model, not a curated record. NCBI's taxonomy places the organism in Eukaryota, Metazoa, Chordata, Chondrichthyes, Lamniformes, Lamnidae. The transcript has a single exon.
AUGCUGGAUUGGAAAGAAUAUAUUGCGGCAGUUCUGCAAGACAGCAGCAUUGCGGAUAUUGCCAUAGUUGGAUGCACCCCCAAAAACAAAAGGAUUUGGGCAUGUAGGAACGGCGGUGUGUUGGGCCAGAUUACAUCCCAGGAGAUCGAAGUGAUCAUCGACAAAGACAGAAAGUCGAUCCUCCAAAACGGGAUCACCAUCAGUGGAAAGAAGUAUUCCAUCAUCCGUGACAACAUGCUGCUGGAGAAGAAUCCCUCGAUGGAUGUCAGGACACUGGGCGAUGAAGGAAGGAGCAUCUGUAUUGGGAAAUCUUCCAAAGCUUUGAUGUUUCUGAUGGGGCAGAAGGGAGUUCAUGGAGGAGUUGUCAACAAAAAGAUGCAUGACUUAGUGGAUUCUCUAAACAGAAAUGGCAACAUCUAA